AUGUGGGACAGUUUUGCAGCAGUACAUGUUAGAGAAAAGUCAGCGUCUCCAUUGACGUUUUUCAAGCAGCUGUACCAGACGAAGUUGCAGCCUGGUGGUGAUUUGGCGGCAGACUUGAGACGUCUGGAGGCGAUACGCGGCGAAUUGAUUCGAAGGGACAUGGAGAUACCUGAUAUUCAGUAUGUAUUUAUCAUUCUUUGUUCCCUUAAUGAAGACUUUGAUGGUGUAGCUAGCCAGAUAUCUGCCGUUCCACCAGCACAAUUAACUGUGGAAGGGGUAACGGCAAGAUUAAUGGGCGAGUUGGACAGAAGGGAGGCUUGUGCCAUAAGCACCCCUAUUUCCAGAAAUAAUGAGGAAUGCCAUAUGCAAACUUGUGGUGAUACAACUGCAUUUAAAGCUGCCAAGAGUUGUUGGUUCUUCAAUAAACAAGGACAUUUUGCAAAGGACUGCAGAUCCAAAAGAAAGAAAAGUACUCCUAAGUCUGUUUCUGUUCGUCAAUCACAGUCGUCAGCCUAG
Molecule: messenger RNA, 516 nt
Organism: Podarcis lilfordi (Lilford's wall lizard)
Lineage: Eukaryota; Metazoa; Chordata; Lepidosauria; Squamata; Lacertidae
Source: the annotation of a GenBank genome assembly